Molecule: messenger RNA, 606 nt
Organism: Trematosphaeria pertusa
Lineage: Eukaryota; Fungi; Ascomycota; Dothideomycetes; Pleosporales; Trematosphaeriaceae
Exons: 1
Coding region: 137-592 (151 amino acids)
Source: RefSeq, a predicted model, not a curated record
CGCGUAAAAGUAUUAGGGCAUCUGGGCUGGGCGAGAUAACGGUGAGUUGAUCGCUAUCGUUCUUGCAUCGGCGUUAGGGCAAUCCAGCCAAGCAGUGAGUUGCUGUUAGGUACGAAAUUGCUUUCCGACAUGGGACAUGCACGUCACCAGCGCGGAGGCUCCCCGGCUAUCAAGCCGUCAGUCGGUGUCGGGGCGUCUGCCCAGCUGCGCUCAGCGGCAGACGCAGCAGACGAGCAAGCAGAGUCGAACGAUGCGACUAGCAGCCUCUUAUCGCCAGCAUCAUCGCGUGUCAGGCCAUUACUGCAGAAUGCAGUACAGUCCACAGUCCUGUACAGCACCCAGACAUGCGACAUGCGACAUGCGACGCCACGCCCAUCUCGCCCAUCUCAUCUCAUCUCACUCCACACGUGUCCCUCCAAGUCUCCACAGAUCCACUCCGCUCCGCCCUGUCGUCUCACCGCCCGCCUCCGAACACCGGCACUGCAGUAGCACUGACAUAAUCCGCUUCUCGCCGACCGGGAUUGGCGGAGAUACUCGGGUGGAUCUGAUCUCGGUAGGCUUGCACGCCAGCCUAGCCCCGCGCCAGAAUUAGAGUAGAGCGCCUAC